AUGCAAUUGCAGAAAAGGAAAGCUUAUAAGGAUUUUCGAAUCACAACAAAAUAUUAUGGAAAACUAUACCAAAUAUGUAGGUGGUGUAGCAGUGUACAACAGCUAAAUCUCAAAUAUUAUCAAUUUAAAUUUAUAUCUAAAAAAUCUAUUCAAUCAUUAAAAGAUGAAAAGUUCAUCCAGAAACAUAUUGAUGUUGGACAUAAUAUAUUGUCAUAUAUUCAAUUUCCAAUAGAAUUAUAUCCAAAGAGUUGCAAUGAGUCUCUUUCAUGGAACCAAGUUCAGAAAAAUAUAUUCAAAUUAUAUGUUGGAUGGAAAAUUAAAAUGGAUGUGGAAAACAUUAAAUAUGCACAAACUAUUUACCAUAGACUAUAUAAUAAGAGUUACAGACUUAUGGAUAGAAGUAUUGAUAUUUUACUUAAGGAAUUUAAUUUUACUGAAGAGAAGAUUAGAAGACAUUCUUAUUUAAUACACAGUGAUCCUGAUAACACACAAGCAAUUUUAGAUAAUUUUAAAAAUCUUUGUGGUAUGGAUACAAUAUUUAUUUUAAGUAAGCAUCCCAAAAUAAUUCUCACCCCAUGGAAAACAAUUGGACAAAUAAGAAAACAUUUUGAGGAUUUUGGAAUUCCAGAGUCUUCAUUGGCUAAAGCACCAGAAAUCUAUACAUUAGGAAGUAAUACUAUUUAUGAAAGAUUAUGUAAGUUAAAAGAAACACCAGAGUUGGCAUCAUUUAUAAACAAUCCACAAGUUGCUAGACUCAUUUAUUACUAUACAAAAGUAAAUUCUCGUUUGACAUACUUACAAAGCAAAAAUUGUAUUUCAUUGAAUUUAUUGGUCACAAACAACAAUUCAUUUAACAGAUUUAAUUGCAAUGGUAAUGACAAAGGGAAAACCAAUGAUAUAAUGAUAUAUUUGACAAAAGAAUUGGGAGAAGACAAAAAUAAGUUACGUAAAUUAUUAGAACGUCAUCCUUAUUGGCAGUAUAUUUCUUUGUUAACAAUACGAAAAACUUAUGAAUUUCUCAAAACGAAUAAUUUCACUAARGACCAGUUAUGCCAUUGCUCACAGAUUUUAUUGUAUCCAGUGGAUAAAAUUAAAGAUGCUUUGGUAUCCACUCAAAAUAUGAAGAACGUAUCCUAUCUACGGGAUGUGUCUGGAUCUAUCAAAUCUGAAUAUUUAUUACCACUAGUACUGUAUAAUUUAGAAAAGGAUUGUCAUUUCUCAGGUGAUGGUGUCUGGAAUACAAAUGAUCAAACUAAAAAAAUUCCAUUGACAAAUUCUCCUAAAGUCACGUUUGAGGACACAGAAGAAUUAGAUCAUGAACCAUCAACAAAAUUACUUGGAUAAAUUUUAUGGUUAAAUUAAAAUGUGUUUAUGAUAUGCAAUAAAUAUAAAUGAGAUUUCACAAUGAAUUGCCAACAUUAAACAUGUUAACAUAUUAUUUAUAUGUAUUGUUGUAAUAGGUAUUAAUUAAUUAAAAGUUACUACACAUAAUGGUGAUUUAAAAAUUGCAUUAGUAUGCUUAAUCUUGCAUUCAACCAAUCUUUAUCAGUUUACUCAUAUGAUGAAUUCCAAAGUUUAUAUUGCUUGGAAAUUCUGUAUGUCGGAGUUUAGAUUUGUUUUUAUAGAGAAUGUGUAUUUAAUUCUUUAACAAAUUUCACUCAAAUAAAAAUAGCGGGUAAGUAGGUUACCUACUGUAAAUUAAAUUUCUAAAAAGUCGCUGUGUAAUAGAUGUG
This is a messenger RNA of Diuraphis noxia (Russian wheat aphid), 1733 nucleotides long. It is a transcript of the gene mTerf5, whose product is annotated as mitochondrial transcription termination factor 5. The record is from RefSeq and is a predicted model, not a curated record. Gene Ontology annotation, molecular function: double-stranded DNA binding. Gene Ontology annotation, cellular component: mitochondrial matrix. Lineage: Eukaryota; Metazoa; Arthropoda; Insecta; Hemiptera; Aphididae. Gene Ontology annotation, biological process: termination of mitochondrial transcription; regulation of DNA-templated transcription.